This is a messenger RNA of Paramecium primaurelia, 908 nucleotides long. The record is from the annotation of a GenBank genome assembly. Lineage: Eukaryota; Ciliophora; Oligohymenophorea; Peniculida; Parameciidae.
GUUAAUGCACAAAAUUCACUAUUCUCAUCAAUAAUCUCCUUCUGCUACUCCAGUUUAAAGUUCAUCACCAUUAAAGAAGACACAAUUAGUACUCAAAUAAACAAAUAGAACUAUAACUUCAUAAGCAGAAAAUGCAGUUUGUUACAAAAAAAAGAGUAAAACAACUAUGAAUGCAGAGAUAGAAUUGAAAAAACAAUUAUAAGUGCAGAAUCAACAAUAUAAGGAGUUAGCUUUAAAAUAUGAGCUAUCAAUUUAGGAAAUUUAAAAGUAUCAAAUGAUGAUUGAACGCAACAAUUAAAAGCGAAAUCAUGAGAAAUAAUAACUUCUAUCUGAAAUAUCUAUGUUAAAGAAACAAUUAGAAUAACGUAGUAAAUCUCAAAUAGAUUUACAUGAGAAUGGAAGUAUUUAAAACUGUAAUUAUUUUUAUAGUUCUUGGACAUUUAGUUAAUGAGGUAAAUUAAAAGGCUAUUCUGAUGGAAUUAUCUGAAUAUAAGGAUAAGUGUAAAUAACUAUUAAACGAAUUGGAUACAAAGAAUCUGUAGUUAGAUUAGUAAAAUAUGUUAUUAAAUUUAAGUGUUACAAAAAAACUAAUAAAUACUCCUUCUUGUUAAGAAUUAAUUAAUUAAGUGCAAGAUCUUACUAAAAAGUUGAAUGAACAAGAAAGCAAGCUUAUUUAAUAUGAAAUGCAAUUAGAGAAAUAGCUGUAUUGAUAUUGUUAAAAAUUAGAGCAAAUAACAAAUCUAAGUUUUUAUUUAGAGGUGCUGAGUAUUUCAAUAAAAAGAUAUUAGAUGCUGAUAUUUUUAGUUCUUCAAGCAAUAUACAAUCGACAGUAACUAUAAAAUUAAAUUUAGAUGUCAAAUCAGAAUGAAAACUCUUCCUAAGCAUUGUCAAGUUAUAUCAAGUUUUGA